This is a messenger RNA of Rotaria sp. Silwood2, 1167 nucleotides long. The record is from the annotation of a GenBank genome assembly. NCBI's taxonomy places the organism in Eukaryota, Metazoa, Rotifera, Eurotatoria, Philodinida, Philodinidae.
AUGAAUGUUGAUUUGGUAACGGCCAAUGAUACAGAAUUAGCAUUGUUUCAACGUCUUUCAAGAAGGGAAAAUGUAUUUAUUUCUACUGACGAGCUGGACGCAAUGAACACUCGAUUUGGUGUGUAUCUAGCCAGCAACAUGGGCAACGAUAGCAAAACAAUUGGUUCCAAACUAUUAUGCCAAUGCUACGAUUCAGUGAAAAAUCUGUCGCGAACAACUGGCUCAUCAUCAUUCAACAUUGAACGUGGUUCAGUGAAUAUUUUUGGAGCAUCGACGGGUAAUAUGCUUGCGCCCAUUUUUCGUCAAUACCAUAGCAAUACAAUGUCAGACGGCACAGUUAGUCGUUACAUUUACAUCGGAGCAUCUGCUCAUAAGACCAUGAAUAAUACACCGACCGGAGUUCUCUCGGUCCAACCGAAUAUUGUACACAUACUUAUUGUUAUUCGACUGUUAGCGGAGUAUAAACCAAUUUUUGUUUUCACGCAACACGAAGAAGAAAAUAAAAUACCAACUACAGGUUUUCUUGUUCCUCAAGAUAUUGCGGAGGCGAGACAAAAUAUAAUCGAUCCGAUUCCAACAACUGAAAAAAUGUUACUACUGAAACCAUCAGUCACUAUUCCAGCAGCUGAUAAGGAUGAUGAAGAUGUUGGAUCUCUUCUGUCUUCUCGUGAUGCCAUGCGUCGCAUCAUCGAUUCUGAGCAUAAAAAAUCGUUACAAACUGAUGUUAAUGGAAAUUCUUUGUACACUCCCUUGCAAAGAGCAUUUCAAAGAAAAAGUAGUAACAAAUUAGCUAGAAUUGCUGGAAUUUGUCAAGCCCUGUCAUAUGCUUUUAAAUUAUGUACUGAAUGUGUGAACCAGGUUCGAUUUGGUGAUGGUCUAUUUCUGAAAGAAUCAAUUGAUUAUGAACAGCUUGAUUGGCUGAAUCGAUUCUAUGUCAAAGUAAAAGAAUUGAUUGCUGGUGAUAUUCGUCGUGCUCCAAAAUACGGUAUUGAUCAACGUCCAUUAUUCAACAUCGAGAAAGCUGCAGUUCAGGCGUCUGAACAUUUAUUUCAAUAUGCUUCUACAACUAUUUCUAUUCUUUUCGAAGAUUCUCCGAUUAGUGCCAACAGAGAACAUCAAAGCAAUGAGCAUAAUUUUUGCAAAACUGGUGGUUUGUUUCACGUGUAA